CAUACGACCCACACCUCAAGAAAACAAUCUCCUGGACACCAACAGAACCUCACCCUCUUUUGAACAUACUCCACUCCACUGACUGACCUUCGCCGGGCAAUGGCCACCCUUGUCAAGCACCUCAUCCUGUGCUCCAGCACCGCCGCAUCGUCCUCGGGUUCUCCCUCCCCAUCGAACCGUCGCCGCCCGCCGUCAUCGCCCGAAGCCGCCGACAUGCGCGCCAACGCGCCGCAGUCCGCCACGCGCCGGCUCGCCGUGGCCGCGUCCACGGCAAUGGUCGCCACGGCCGCGCUCUCCGCCCGUCGCCCCGCGGCGCCGCCCCCGGCCCUUGCUGCGGAGGCGGCCGUGGUGCCGACGCCGUCGCCGCCAGGGACCGUGCCGAGGUGGGGCACGAGGUCGUACGUGAGGGAGAGGUUCUUCGAGCCCGGCCUGACCUCGGAGGAGGCAGCCGCGCGCAUAAAGCAGACGGCGGAGGGGAUGCGGACUCUGCGGCCGAUGCUGGAGACCAUGUCGUGGAAGUACGUGCUGUUCUACGUGCGCCUCAAGUCCAAGUACCUGGACCUCGACCUGACCACCGCCAUGGCCGGCGUCCCCGAGCUGCGCCGCCCCGACUACGUCCGCGUCGCCAACGAGCUCGUCGACAACAUGACGGAGUUCGACCGGUUUGUGCGGACUCCCAAGGUGUACGAGUCGUACCUCUACUACGAGAAGACCCUCAAGUCGCUGGAUGACGUGGCUGAGUUCCUCGCAUGAUCUCGUAUAUACUGUGUCGGUAGGUCUAGGAAUGAUUUGCUGUCGAUACCUUCUCUGAAGCUCUAAGGUUCAGUCAUAGAAACGAAACAUGGUACAAUACACAUAUGAUUGCCAAGUUGCUUCAGCAAAUAUGUAUACUAGAUGCAACUUUUCGUACAAUUAAUACUACAUGGUAAUAUGAUACUCCAA
This is a messenger RNA of Lolium perenne, 942 nucleotides long. Its product is annotated as photosynthetic NDH subunit of lumenal location 2, chloroplastic. Gene Ontology annotation, biological process: photosynthesis; photosynthetic electron transport chain. Gene Ontology annotation, molecular function: calcium ion binding. Lineage: Eukaryota; Viridiplantae; Streptophyta; Magnoliopsida; Poales; Poaceae. Gene Ontology annotation, cellular component: extrinsic component of membrane; photosystem II; photosystem II oxygen evolving complex. The record is from RefSeq and is a predicted model, not a curated record.